AUGCUGAGCCCCGGAGCAUUUCUGCUGCAGGUUUGUUUGAGUCUGGUAUUUUCCAGUGGCUCCUGCACCUGCAAACCUCUCAACAACGAUAUUGAAAGCUAUGACCCUGAGGAAUUCUACUCUCAGCUGUCAGAGGAGGACCUUCUGGAGGAGGAAGAUACAGACUUGAGGAUGGAGAACCUCCUUGGAACCAUGAAGGAAGGCUUUUUGAGGAAACUCAACCUGUCAGAUGUUCCACAGGAGAACAGCAAGAUCUACCCUCCUCAGUUUAUGCUAGAACUUUACAACAAGUACGCCACGGACAGCUCGACCAUCCCUCAGUCUGAUGUGAUACGAAGUUUUACUGUGCAAGAUAUCAAACUCUCUAUGACAAAUGGUACAAAGUCAAAACACAGGCUGCAGUUUAACGUCACCGUCCCCAGUCAUGAGAAGAUCACUACAGCAGAACUGCAGAUCUUCUUCUUCCCAGACGCUGCAUCCACAACAUCCUACCACAGCUUCCACACCAUCGUCAAAGUCUAUGAAGUGGAUCGAAACGAUUUGACAUCCACAGCCCAACUACUGGUCGGCAGAGAGGUGACCAGCUCGCAGACUAUGUGGAUGAGGUUUGAUGUGACCUCAGCGAUUCAGAGGUGGAUCAAAUCAGGCAGUGCUGCAACAGUUUUUGAUGUUGUGGUUGACAAAAGGGACUGUGGGGCUUCUCUCAGUGGAAAGGCGGCAGCAGGUUGUUUUAAUAUGAGCAUGUCCAUUGGAGAUAACACCUCAACUGCUUUGAUCGUCUUCUCAGAUGAUCUGGAUAGCAGAAAUAGGGAGAACAAGAAAGAGUUAAGAGAGAUGAUCCACCACCAAGAGGAAACCUUCUUACACUCAGGAGCGGACUGGAACAGAGGAGAGGAACUGCCAAACCAAAUCCUGGAAGCCCAACAACAUCCACGGAGAACCAAAAGAAAGGCAGAGAGGGAGUACUGCCAGCGAACCUCACUCAAGGUCAACUUUAAGGACAUCGGCUGGGACAGCUGGAUUGUGGCACCACCGGAAUAUGACGCCUUCGAAUGCCGAGGCCUCUGUUACCACCCGCUGACGGACGAAUCAACCCCGUCCAAACACGCCCUCAUCCAGACCCUGAUCAACAUCAGGGACCCCAAGAAGGCCAACAUGGCAUGCUGUGUCCCCAUAAAACUAGACCCCAUCACAGUCAUGUAUCAGGAGAACGGACGGCUCACUAUAAGAUACUUGUAUGAGGAGAUGAAGGUGGCAGAGUGUGGCUGCAGGUAGUUGGAGAGGUUUAGUUUGCUAUGGUGGAAGUGCAGGUGGUGAUAAUAUGAUCAUCGCCCCCUACUGGUCCACUAAAAGGAAAGAUGACCAGGAAAAAAACUUGAGACCUCCUAUUCUCAUUUUUCUCCACAUUCAACAGUAUAUGUUGUGAGAUAUUAUUUUACACUCACUCAUUCAUGGACAUUUGGAGAGUCAUGCAGAGUUAACCGUGCCUGGUCCAGAAUAAGGGUGCUACACUGAAAUUAAAUAUAUGCAUAUACAGUCGUUUGUUUGUAUGUGAUAAUGCUGUAUAGCAGUGAUUCCCAAACACUGGAUCGAGGCCCACAGACGG
This is a messenger RNA of Solea senegalensis (Senegalese sole), 1606 nucleotides long. It is a transcript of the gene gdf2, whose product is annotated as growth differentiation factor 2. Gene Ontology annotation, cellular component: extracellular region. The coding region runs from base 1 to 1275 and encodes 424 amino acids. Gene Ontology annotation, biological process: BMP signaling pathway; SMAD protein signal transduction. The record is from RefSeq and is a predicted model, not a curated record. The transcript is spliced from 2 exons. Lineage: Eukaryota; Metazoa; Chordata; Actinopteri; Pleuronectiformes; Soleidae. Gene Ontology annotation, molecular function: cytokine activity; growth factor activity.